GGAAGAGAGAGAGGAAGAGGUGGAUGGAGGCGGGCCGGAGAGGAGAGAGAGGUCUUGCCUCUUGUCUUGCCGAGGCUCUUUGAUUCAGUGGCAGUGGCUGAGACGGCCGUGUUACCGGUCACUGUUUACCCGUGUGACUGCGAGCCUCAAUCACGCUCGAGACAAACGGCUAAGUAAAAGGGAGAUCUCCCGGGAGGACACUGAGUCCAUAUCGCAUUUCUGCGGACGAAAUCAAAGAAGACGUUUGACCAAAGUCAACUUUUAUCGGAAGACGUCCUCUGUAGUGGGUCACCACAACGUCUGAAGAUGCACGGUGUGUCAGUUGUGCGCAAAAUCUGCCAGUCAAAGUCCGUAAGCUUGGCACAAACAGGAGUACCAGCGAUGAAGAAACCCGCAAGAAGCUCCACUCGGUAAGAAGUGGAAGAUACCCAGAGGCUAAACAGAAGAGAGUGGAGGCAAACAACUACCAGCGCGUCCUCAAAUGAUGGGGAUACAGCACCUUCUGCUUAUUUUGAUUUACUUAGACCCGCUGAAUGUCCUGUGCGCAGCCACCACCAACAAAAAGAGCAAAAUCCCUCUGAGGAAGAACUCAAAGUUGAAGGAGGUCAACGGCAGCACCACAGUGGUCCCCUCGGGCGCGGCUGUCCCGGGGAGGAUCACCCAGGUCCAGGCUCCCUCGGUCGGCGUAGUCCAGCACGACACCUGCAUGGGCUACUACGACGUGAGCGGGCAGUACGACAAAGAGUUCGCCUGCAACAACACCGACCACCGCUUCUGCUGCGGCAGCUGCUUCUUGCGCUUCUGCUGCGCGGACCGGGGGAAGCGUCUGGAGCAGAAGAGCUGCACCAACUAUAACACCCCGGACUGGAUCAAAACCCAGCCUCCGUCACCGGCACCAACAGGUGACACGUACGACCCAGAGCUGGACCAAACCAACACCACGGUCUACAUCACCUGCGGGGUCAUUGCGCUCAUCAUUGCCAUUGGGAUUUGUAUUAAAGUUGCCUAUGAUAAAGCCACCAAGCCUCCUCAGGAAAUGAAUGUGCACAGAGCCCUGGCAGACAUUCUGAGGCAACAAGGACCAGUUCCAGUUUCUCAGUAUGAACAUGAAAACAUUGCCGCGAUUGAUGGGUCCCCCAAAGACGAGACGCCGGUCAGAACCUCGAAGAAUCAUUACACACCUGUUCACACUAAAGCAUCAAAUCACGGGCAUUAUGGGAAAGACACCCUGCGCAGUGGAGGCCAAGACAUGCACAACUUUAUCUCCUCUGGGUUUGUCACACUCGGACGUGGCCAUUUGAAAGCGCAGCACUCCAUAGACGAGUCAGGGCAGAUGUCCUGGCAGGGCGACCUGGACAUCCCCAUGUCCUACGGAAACCACCACCAUGACUACCAGCACAGCCACCUGGAUCUGACUGCGCUCACGCCCAAACUGGCCCACAGACAAAUGAGAUAUGAGCGGCCCCAGCGGAUGAACAACAUCCUGACCUCAGCCACGGAGCCGUACGACCUGUCCCUCUCCAGAUCCUUCCAGAACCUGAGCCAUCUGCCGCCCUCCUACGAGCUGGCCCUCAAGCCUGACUUAAGUAAAUACUCUCUGCACAGAUUAAGUGAUAAAGACAUUGACGACUCGUACUACUCCAGGAAGCAUCUUCACCCUGACUUCGGCCGGGGACCAACCCACAUGGUGAAGCUGAACCCAGAGCCCCAGCAGCACCAGCAACACCAGCAGCGCCAGCGUCCCCGUCGAGUCCAGAGGGCCAUGUCCCAGGACCAUGUCCUGUCUCCUCCCAGGACGCCACGACGUGGAGACUACGGCUUAUCUUCUUAUGGUGUCAUGGCGGCGGCAGCGUAUGGAAGCAGUCGCCACCUCUCAGAGGAGCAGCUACUUUCAGCGGACCGCCUGCACUCCCAGGAUCCUUUGCUGUCCCCGGCAAUGAGGCGUGACAAGUUCCGGGAGAAGGCAAUGGCACGGGCGAUGUCUCACGCCGACAUGCUGAUGCCCACCACACCUGUCAUGGACCGCCACAAGAUGACUAAGAUGCACUCUCAACCCAGUGCCUCUAACGACUCCUACAACACGCUGACGGUCAACCACCACGCCUCCACGUCUAAGAGGCAGGCGUUUGCUUCCCGACGAACACACACGGUGGACCACCUACAGUACAUUCCUGGCCACCACCACACAUACCGCACUGCCAGUAAGAACGAGGUAACUGUCUAACUGCAGACUGGAAGCAUUCACCAGAAAUCGGCAAGUCUCCACAGCAGAGCUGUUCAACCUCCUUGUUCUAAUAACCUCCUACAUUACAAACUCUCCCUGCUUUUUAGCACAAGCUUUUGGUGUCAUCCAGAUUUUGGGUAACUAGAAUCAACCCUGGCAAAGACGUUUCUCUCUCUUAGAGCAUCAUAAGGGCUUUGCGCGUUGACACAAAGAUCCCUCAUGUCGGACGUUUGACAACGCAGAGAAAAUAUUUUUUAAACUGGACACGGGGCUGGAAGGGAAUUGUAUCAACUUUAUAAAUAUAUAAAUAUACUAUAUUUACGAUUUGUAUUUUCAGUCCUUGUUAUAGCUUUAGAGAUUCACAUUAACUGAUGUAAGCACUUCAAGUGGUGCCUCUUGAAAUUGUCCCAUUUCAGCGAUGAAGUGGUUUUGUGGGUUAAAAAGCACAAUUUAUGAAGUCCCUUUUUUUUGGAUUAAGUUUUCUCUUCUUCUUCUGUGAAUGGCCACAUAUCAGCUUAUUAGUAAAAACAAAGGCUCUUUCUGUUGUGUACAAUAGAUGAUUGUAAAUAGGCUAUAUUAGCAUUAGCAUUUAACAAGAAAAGCUGGCCCUCUGGCAUUUUUUUGUUUUGUUUUCUCCCACCUGGAAUCUAUUAUGGAUUCCUAUUUAAUAAUUUAGAUUUUUUUUAGAUAAGGCAAAUUAAUAUUAUUUUCACAGAUGUCUGCAAAAUAUGUGGAUUUGAUAUAUAUGGGGACUAUUUUUACUUUUCUGACUGUGCUUGUAGCAUAGAGUGUAUGAAUUAACCUGUUAGCAGAGUCGAAUGGCAGCUUCAGUCUGCAGAUAUAGAUCCACAGGUGAAAUUGCUUAAUUUUCAUUCUCACAUGCCCUUGCUUUCUCAUCCUCGAUGAUGAGACUCCCCUGCUCACCCUCCUCGGUUUGUGACUGGCCAGCUACUUCCACCCCCACUUAUCAGGUACUCAGUGUUGCGGAACGUAUAAGUCAAGUAAUAGUUUUGUGUCGAUGUGAUGACUGAAACGAUCAGAACAAAAGAGGACAACAUAAUCGCUAGUCAAUCAAGCAUUAGUUGAACUGUGAGUGUCUUUAUGUUUUCAUUAAAGCAAUGCCUUAUUGUAUGGAAUCCCAUAUGCUCGUAAACGAACAAUCAUGCUUUUGUCACAUGUCUUGUCUUAACUUUUUGUGCAAUAUUAUUGAUUAUAAUUUACCAGCAGAACCAGCAGUGAAAACCUCUACAGUGAUAGACGAUACAGUAAAUAUACCUCAAAAUUAAAUUGAAGACAUCUCAAAGUUUAAAUCGAAGUAAUCAUUAGAUGUAUUGUUCUUCCGUUUGGACGUUCAUUCAACUAUUCCCUCAGUUACACUUAAGGUUUAGGGGUUUAGAGGUAUGUAAAUAUACAGUGCCUCUGUUUCCAGAUGUUCAGUCAGAUGAACUAGAGAGUGGAACUCUUUACAGAUUCUCUUGGUCCCUAGGAAUGAAAAAAAAAGUCCUGGAAAUGAGUGAAACAGUAUCCAAAUUGUCUAUAUUAUGCUAUAUUAUGAGUAGAAGAAGAGAUCUCAAACCAAAUAACGAUUUUUCUUUAAUGUCAACUAGAAUUGUCAAAGGAAUGCAAUGGUUUUCACAAACACAGUAAGAACCGCAUGAUGACGAGUGCCACAAAUACGAGAGAGAUUGCAUCCUCUUUCUCUAGAAGGUCAAACUGCUGAUCAGCCACGUGUUUAAUGUUUGUCACGUCCAAAACCAUUAGGAAAAUGUGUUUCAAUCUCACGUUAAUCACACUAAUUAUUCUUUUUAAAAAGACAGAAGCCAUCUCCAAUGUCAAUUUUCAUUGUCAUAAACCAUUUUUAAAUGCUGUACUUAAGGGUUUAUGGAAACAAGCCCAAUAUAUAUUUAAUUCAAAGUGAAACAUUUUAUCAUAAUCAUGGCUGAAGGUAUAAAAAAGGGUAUAAAGCCAGUUUCCAAAGUGCAAAGGAACAGGAAAAUUUGAAUGUGUCACUUUUUGAUGGUGGAGUGUCAUGACAGUACUAUACGAAGAAAUAGUUUCAAGAAUCAUGUGUCUUGUAAAAUUACUGAUCAAGUCAACAAUGCCAAGUCCUAUAGCUAGCCCAAUUUAAAACUAAUUUAGAAAAAUGCUAAAUCAAACAAAACAAUAAAAAAAACAUUUAGGUCUGGUCUGGUCAACUUCCAGAUGUCUCCAAAUUCUUAGGCUCAUGAAGACCUCUGCUGAAGAGUUCAGUGACCAUGACAAUAGUAUGGGAGUUCAUUGUGUGAAGGAAAGUCUUCCGAUUUUAAGCCUUAGCAUCUCUGUAGACUUGCACUGUCCCUUCAUAAAAUACAAAAUAUUCUUAGUGAAUACACUGAUUAUAUUGUUCAAGAAGGACAUCAGGAUAUUUGCUGUUCCUCCGGAUAUUUGAAUUGUCAGCUACUAUGUAAAAAAAAAAAAAACUCGAAUACAAAGUUACAUGUAAUUUGAACUGUGUAAUUUCAGUGGCAGGUACUCAGUGUCUCAUUGCACAUACAUCUAUGAUUAUGCUGAAAUGCGCUCAUGUCCCGCUGCACGUUCUUCUACUUUAUUUAUUUCAUUUUUUUUAAUGAUUGACUGACAUUAUGGAAAGGUGGCCACAUGUGUCCUGAGUUCAAGAAAUGUGUUUCUUUACCUUGGUGUGCCACUUUACUUUUUUACACCAGGUCUGCAUUUAAUGAUGUCAAUUAGAGGUUGUCUUUGUAUAUAUGAUUUUACUCCUUCUUAAGUUCAAAAUGCUUGAAGAACCUUUGACUGGGUGAGAUAAGACUGUUCAUUGUUCAGUAGACUGCUUUAGACAGAUAUCUGUGUCCAUCCACCUAGCUCAACUAAUUUCACAAACUUCUGCUCCUUCUUUUCACUUGAUUAAUAAUGAUGUCAUCCCAAAAGCCUUUUCUCUAUGUGCAAUAUUUCCUGUUCAUGCAGUAUAUCUCUAUAGCCACUCUUUUUAAAACGUUGUGAGGUUCAUUUGGUGCCAUAGAAGCUUUGUGUCCUUUUGAUUUAGGACCGUAUUGUCUUUCAUAGUCAAAUGAUGAGGUUUUUUUUUUUUUAAUACAGAUAAAUGUGGUAUGAAUGAAAACGGUGUCUGUGUAAUUGCAAAAAUAACUGGAGACUAAUUUAAAGGCUUCAAAACAACAACAUAUGACUGUUCUUGUGCAUUUUUCUGUUUGUUUACAAAUUAUUAAAGCACAUCAUGUGUGUUGUAUACA
Messenger RNA from Mugil cephalus (flathead mullet), 5469 nucleotides. It is a transcript of the gene shisa6a, whose product is annotated as protein shisa-6. The transcript has 9 exons. Gene Ontology annotation, biological process: regulation of AMPA receptor activity; regulation of short-term neuronal synaptic plasticity. The coding region runs from base 482 to 2224 and encodes 580 amino acids. The record is from RefSeq and is a predicted model, not a curated record. Gene Ontology annotation, cellular component: AMPA glutamate receptor complex; postsynaptic density; dendritic spine membrane. NCBI's taxonomy places the organism in Eukaryota, Metazoa, Chordata, Actinopteri, Mugiliformes, Mugilidae.